Molecule: messenger RNA, 1053 nt
Organism: Chilo suppressalis (striped riceborer)
Lineage: Eukaryota; Metazoa; Arthropoda; Insecta; Lepidoptera; Crambidae
Source: the annotation of a GenBank genome assembly
AUGAUUAAUUUUCUACAGUCUGUAGCUAAAGCAGAAUGUAGGCUCAGUGGAACACAAGUGUUUUCUAUUGUAAUAGGUUUUUCCAUUGGAUUUUCCUUGAACUAUUAUUAUUUUUUACUAUCGAGAAAUUUGGGGUUAAGCCAAAACAUAAAUAUUCCACCAAGCGCAGAUCACAAAAUAAACCCUGAUGCGUUCGAUCAUAAGGAUGAAAAUCGAACUAUAGCUGACGAGUUAUACAAGCGAGUCAGGAUACUCUGUUGGGUGAUGACUCAUCCGAAGAAUCACAAAGCCAAGGCUGCCUACAUUAAAGCGACUUGGGGGAAGAGAUGUAAUGUACUUCUGUUUAUGAGCACAUCGAAAGAUCCCAAUUUGCCAACGGUGGAGUUGCCAGUGAGCGAAGGCCGGGACCACCUGUGGGCGAAGACCAAGGAGGCGUUCCGCUACGUGUACGAGCGACACCGGAGGGACGCAGACUGGUUCCUCAAGGCGGACGACGACACAUACGUGAUUGUAGAAAACCUCAGAUACAUGCUGGCAGAUUAUGACACGUUGGACCCCUUGUAUUUCGGUUGUCGUUACAAGAAAUUUGUAAAGCAGGGCUUCAUGAGCGGUGGCGCUGGUUAUGUGAUCAGCAAGGAAGCCCUCACAAGAUUUGUACAGACAGGUCUGUCAUCGCCAAAACUAUGUUCAGACGAUGAUCGUGGGGCCGAGGACUUAGAAUUUGGUCAGUGUCUCCAGAACCUCGGAGUGCUUGCGGUGGACAGCCGAGAUGAGGCCGGGCGCGGGCGGUUCUUCCCAUUCCUCCCGGAAAACCACCUAAUGCCCAGUCAGGAUCCCAAGUUUUGGUACAAUGAAUACGCUUAUUAUGCGUUUCAUGAGGGUUUGAACUGCUGUUCGGACUUCGCCAUCAGUUUCCACUACGUGAGUCCGAAACAGAUGUACGCUUUGGAGUAUUUGAUAUACCACCUGCGACCGUAUGGAAUCGUUUCCGGUCAAGGAGAUGUGGUGCCGAAACGACAAAUAAAGAAAAAUGGUGCGAUUCAUACUCUAUAA